Molecule: messenger RNA, 744 nt
Organism: Botrytis porri
Lineage: Eukaryota; Fungi; Ascomycota; Leotiomycetes; Helotiales; Sclerotiniaceae
Exons: 1
Coding region: 1-744 (247 amino acids)
Source: RefSeq, a predicted model, not a curated record
AUGAAGAAACUUUUUACUAGCCAUAAAUUCUCCAAUAUGUGGAACAACUUCAAAGCAAAGAAGAAGUCCCCUGAAGAAAAAGAGCCUUUCGAAGCGAUAAAAUUUGAGACGACCCCCGUACAUGGCAUGUAUAAAAUCGACGAAACUGGAAGAAGAUUUCUCGUUGCCAUCCGACCAAUAAGCGACGGGAGAGACAGUGAAGGUAUAUUUCAAGUCGCUUCUACCAGUGCUUCUCCCAAGACUUCCUCCGAUGAACCCUCUUCCACAAAUAAUGAGGCUAGCGAAAGCCUCCCGGCCGAACAAGUCGCUGCAGGCUACAGCUACCUUCGCGAUCAACUUGAGGUACAAUACAGUGAUAUUUUAAAUCGUUGGAUGUUUAAGGAUGAGCUAGAAAAGCGAUAUAUCCGACCCGUCGAAUACGACGGACAAGCGGUCCACAUGUUCCGCCUUGACAACCCCGCCAUCUAUGUUGUCGUUAUGAAUGAAAAGUUGGGAAAACAUGGGGCACCGUCCUUAAGGCCCAAGACACCUAAAAAUCAUAAGGGUAUCAAUGAAGACCUCUGGUGCCGCAACUAUCUUAACGGCGCCUUCAGAAAGAUGGAAGAUGACGAGGCGGCAAAGGCACGACAGGAAAUGGCGGAGAAGGGACAUGACGCUUGGUGUGAGACGGGGAAUCAACCUUAUUUGAAGAUCCAGAGAUAUCUGCAAAGCACUAUUACUUUUACUACACCUUUUGCAAAUUGA